AUGGGAAGAGGAGUUACUAUAAGCAAAGUAUCUUUCUUACAAGCCAGAGACAAACAUGUGCUCCAGCUAAAAGAGGAAAAUUCUGAAUUCCGAAAUAGAAUACAACAGUUGGAGACUGUGAUCCAUAAAUUAGUUGGAAAUCAUCAGAGAAUGCAGAAUGAGGAAUAUGAAGAUGAGCAGAAUGGGCCCGAAAUUGAUAAGACCAGUCCUAAGGAUGGGACUGUUAUACGUGGUCAGAAUGAAAUAUCACAUCCUACUGAUGGACAUUUGACAGUGAUAAGCAAGGGAAAUGAGACCAGCUACCUGGAGAGUACCAGCUGCAUGCUGACCCUGAAGGUGAAUCGCUUUCACCCUGACCAUAAAGAAAAGCUAUGGAUCAGAAAGAGCAACCUAACCAUUCAAAUAAAGGUAUUGACUCUCUUUGCUAUCAUUAAAGCCAGUUUUUCAUGCAGAAAUUAA
Asparagus officinalis (garden asparagus) is the source of this 459-nucleotide messenger RNA. RefSeq lists its product as uncharacterized. Bases 1 to 459 code for a protein of 152 amino acids. The transcript is spliced from 4 exons. The record is from RefSeq and is a predicted model, not a curated record. Lineage: Eukaryota; Viridiplantae; Streptophyta; Magnoliopsida; Asparagales; Asparagaceae.